UAUUUAAAGGGAUUUUGCAGUGAUAGUGGAACCACCCCCACCAAAUCCACAUUACCACCCAAACCUACGAUGACCCUGUGAGAACCCAUCCCUCACUGCUAAGCCUUCUGCUCUGCUCUUCCUCUCCAAAGACGCUCUCAUGGCGGAUACCGAUCAUACCGAGCAACAGAAACACAUUGCUUAUUUCGACAGAGAUUUGAGGUGGAAAGACUGCAUCUUGGACUCUGUAGAGUUCGAUAAACUUCCAGAAGGCCCGUUGCAGAGAAUUACUAAUCACAACGACACAGUCCUCCACUUGGCCGCUCACUCCAAACAAAAAGAUCUGGUACUCGACUUACUAAAGAAGUUGCCUAAAGACCGCAACCAUAAACUUUCCGAUAUUAUAAACACCGAUGGCAACACUAUACUCCACGAAGUAGCCACCAGCGAUGCCAUGAAAGGUGCGGCGGAGGAGCUGUUGACGAGAGAUUCUGACUUGCUAAUUGCGUCCAAUGGCUCAGGAGAGACGCCUAUAUUUUGUGCAGCCCGCUAUGGCCAAACUGAAAUGUUUGAGUUUCUGGCUGCGAAAUUGGGGCUAACGAAAGAAGGUCCAGAAGAUUAUAAAAUCUAUUUGCGGAGAAAAGAUAGAACAACAGUUCUCCAUAUUUCCAUCGCCUCUGAGUGUUUCGAGUUAGCCUCGCAUAUUGCUGACUGCUACCCAUAUUUAAUUGACGAAAGGGAUCAAUCCUCAAUGACUGCUCUUCAAUAUCUCGCAUGCAAUCCAUCUGCAUUUCAAAAUGAGAAAACACAAAUAAGACGAGGAUUCAUAGAGCAACUCAGCAAAUCAAAAGGAAUUAUUGGAGAAAAAAUCAUAUGGACUAUCAAAGUCUACUUUAAGCUACUAUUGGACAUAAGAAGAAGCAUGAUAAGAGAUGAAAGAUAUUCACUUGAAAGACUUGUCAUUCGUUUGGUAGAAAAUGAUACUUCAUGGGAUGCUAGUAUUAAUUCUCAAGCAAUAAGCCUAAGUGAGAGUAAGAAGGAGCCCGAAAUAAAAGAACACUCCUCCAAAUUAUCCCAAAUAAAGGAAGGACAAAACUCCCAAGAAAGUUCAACUAGCAAAUACAAGAAGAGCGAUGAAAGUCCAUUAUUUUUGGCAACAAUGUCAGAUAUUAAACUAAUUGUCAAAGCAGUACUCAACUUCCAACCUGAGGCACUUGAGCAUACUAAUAAGGAGGGACUGAACAUAUUACAUGUGGCAAUCCUUUACCGUCGUAUUGAUAUUUUUGAUGCGCUGAUAAAGUUUGAAGUGCUUGCAAGAAGGCUAUUAUCGGCAACUGAUAAUGAAGGGAACUCCAUACUACAUAUGGUUAGCCAAAAAAGAAAAAGUCAAGCUAGUGAAAAGAUGCAAAGCCCUGCACUUCAGCUACGAGAAGAGUUGCUUUUGUUUGAGAAAGUGAAGUCGGCCUGUAAGAUGCAUUUCUCCAAUCUUCUCAUAAAAGACCAGCAGACUGCGGAAGAAUUAUUUGCUGCUAAAAAUGAGAAACUCCAUCAAGAAGCCAAGGAAUGGCUAAUGCGUACCACGGAGAAUUGCACCAUUCUUUCCGUUUUCAUAGCCACUGUUGCCUUUGCAGCAGCCUACACGGUACCAGGAGGUCCUGAUGAAAGCACCGGUAUUCCAAUCCUUAACUCUAAACCCUUCUUUGAGGUUUUCAUUGUAGCUGAUGUGAUCUCCCUCACUAUGGCUUUGACAUCUGUGGGUAUAUUUCUCUCCAUCCUUACAUCCUCAUUUCCAUUAGAAGACUUCAAGAGAUAUCUUUUUAAAAAGCUGAUACAGGGAAUUAUAUGUCUGGUCUUCUCGGUCUUAAUGAUGGCAGUGGCGUUUGGAGCAACAAUCAACCUGAUGAUGACAGAUAGUCCAAAAAAUGUUGUUUGGGAUGUGGUUGCAUUCCUUCCGGUCCCUAUUUUUUUUCUUUCAUAUUCACCCCUACGUUCAGUAGUGCUGGGACAUUGUGGAAGUUUUGUUCAAAACUUCCUCAUAGUUGUUGCCAUUCCGGUUGUAAUAUUCCUCCUUGUCCUCUUUUUACUUCUCUUUGGAGCUUUUCAAGGACUGCGCUGGACCUUUAAAAAGGUUUGUGAGCUUAUAUGUAAACCUGUUCAUUGGAUAUCCGGGAAGAAAUCCGAGCCCAAAUCCGAUACCCAAUCUCCUCAGCCAACCACUCAAGUUUGAAAAAAGAAACAGAAUCUUGCUUCAGAACUCUUUUCAGAGCACCUUUUCCGUUUCCAAGUAGUAACAGAACAUGUUUGUGUAUUAAUAAAUUAGCAUAUUGAGAAUGUAGUUUUAGUUGUACUACUAAGUUGGUGGAAUCAAAUUUCCACAACACUUGAGAUCUCUGUAUCGUGCUAGAGGAAAAUCACUUCUAUGCAGAAUCAUUGUAUCAUAAGGGAAGAACGCCAAUCAACUCUAUGUGAAAGACGGUGUAUUUUUCUUGAGAGAGCGGUUUUAUGAUCAGGUUUUCCUAAUCCUCAUUGUUAUCUGAUUAGUAUAAUAUUUGGUUUAUUAUUAUUAAUGAUUGAAA
This is a messenger RNA of Vitis riparia (riverbank grape), 2555 nucleotides long. RefSeq lists its product as uncharacterized. The coding region runs from base 140 to 2206 and encodes 688 amino acids. Gene Ontology annotation, molecular function: protein binding. The record is from RefSeq and is a predicted model, not a curated record. The transcript has 5 exons. Lineage: Eukaryota; Viridiplantae; Streptophyta; Magnoliopsida; Vitales; Vitaceae.